AUGGUAGAACACGAAAGUGGGCGUCGGACUAACAAGGUGAGCGAGCCGAAGAGCGAUGGCUCCCAGAGCUAUGGGCUGUUCCAGAUCAACGACAGGUACUGGUGCAGCAACACUGACACGCCUGGCAAGGAUUGUAACGUCACUUGUAAUGAGCUUCUGUCCAAAGAUAUAACGAAGGCGGCAAAUUGCGCCAAGAUGGUUUACCGGAGAGACGGUUUCUACACUUGGGAUGGCUGGAAGAAUCACUGCCGGAAAAAACCCCUGCCGGAUAUCGGAUGCUGCAAGAAA
This is a messenger RNA of Iphiclides podalirius (scarce swallowtail), 288 nucleotides long. Lineage: Eukaryota; Metazoa; Arthropoda; Insecta; Lepidoptera; Papilionidae. The record is from the annotation of a GenBank genome assembly.